Hyaena hyaena (striped hyena) is the source of this 4402-nucleotide messenger RNA. RefSeq names its product interleukin 9 receptor (gene IL9R). The transcript has 9 exons. NCBI's taxonomy places the organism in Eukaryota, Metazoa, Chordata, Mammalia, Carnivora, Hyaenidae. Gene Ontology annotation, cellular component: external side of plasma membrane; membrane. Gene Ontology annotation, biological process: cytokine-mediated signaling pathway; immunoglobulin mediated immune response. Gene Ontology annotation, molecular function: interleukin-9 binding; interleukin-9 receptor activity. The record is from RefSeq and is a predicted model, not a curated record. The coding region runs from base 95 to 1549 and encodes 484 amino acids.
UGCAGUUAUAUCCUGAACCAGCCUGAGGCUUUGCUGCAAACGCAGGAGCGGUCACCUCCAGGUCUGGAGGGUCGGGGGACCCCUCUGAUUUGCCAUGGGACCCAGCAGAUGCAUCUGGGAAGGAUGGACCUUGGAGAGUGAGGCCCUGAUGCGAGAGUUGAGUACCUGGCUCCUGAUCUGCACCUGCAUCAGCACGUGGGUUGGCUUGGGAGUCUCCGUCCACGGCGAAGGAGGAGGGCUCGUGGCUGGGUCCUUCACCUGCCUCAACAACAACAUCCUGAGGAUCGACUGCCGCUGGUCUGCUGUGCAGCCGGGUCAGGGCCCCAGCCCCUGGCUCCUCUUCACCAGCAACCACGCUGUGGGCAGCACGCACAGAUGCGUCUUCCGGGCCAGCGAGUGCACUGUGGUGCUGCCGCCCGAGGAGGUGCUCGUCCCUUCUGACAACUUCACCAUCACUUUCCACCGCUACGUCUCUGGGAAGGAGCAGGUCAGCCUGGUGGACCCACAGUACCUGCCCCGGAGACACGUGAAGCUGGACCCUCCCUCUGACUUGCAGAGCAAUGUCAGCUCUGACUACUGUGUCCUGACCUGGAACGUCAGUCCUGCCUUGGAGCCUCUGACCUCCAUGCUCAGCUAUGAGCUGGCCUUCAAGAGGCAGGGGGAGGCCUGGGAGCAGGCCCGGCACAGGGAUCGCAUUUUUGGGGUGACCUGGCUCAGGCUUGAAGCCGUCGAGUUAGGCCCCGGUUCCAGCCACGAGGCCAGGCUGCGCGUCCAGAUGGCCAUGCCGGAGGAUGACGUGGUAGAAGAGCAGCGUUAUGAAGGCCAGUGGAGUGACUGGAGCCAGCCUGUGUGCUUUCCCUCCCCCCAGACCCCUGGGCCCUUCCUACCCACAGGUCCCCCGUUCUCACCUCGGGGGCAGCCUGACAGCACCCUUGUUGCCGUGCCCGUCUUUCUGCUACUGACCAGCCUGACCUACCUCCUGUUCAAGUUUUCACCCAGGGUGAAGAGAAGCUUCUACCAGAACGUGCCCUCUCCGGUGGCCUUCUUCCACUCCCUCUACAGUGUACACAACGGGGACUUCCAGACCUGGAUAGGGGCCCACAGAACUGGUCUGCUGCCGAGCCCGGACUGUGUCGGUUCCCCAAGAAGAGCCUCGGAGUCUAGUGUCCCGGAGGCCAUUGCGUGGCUGACCUGUGACCCCAUGCAGUCAGUGGUCGUGGAGGAAGAGGAGAAGGGCCUCCUGGAGGCCAUGCUGCUAGUGGGGCCUGUGGCACAGGGAGCACAGUCACCUGCCUACCUGCCACAGGAGGACUGGGUCCCUGUGAGCCCCAGCAGGCCCGCUCCCCCGCAGGCAGAGGGUAGCAGUGGUGACUACUGUGCCUUGGGCUGCCCCUCGACCUUCCUGGGAAACCUGCAGAGCUCUGGACCCAGCGUGGCUUUGGCCUAUGGCCUGUCCUGUGACCAGCAGAGCCUGGAUGCCUGGCAAGGAGGGACCUGCAUAGGAUGUGGUCACAGAGAGGUGCAAGACCCCAAUGAGUGUGUCGCAUGAGGCCCUCAGGGCACUUUCUUCGCUCCUACCCUUUGCAGACACUGGGUUUGCUCUAGAAGCCUGACUUGGUCAGCUGCAUACUGUCCGUCAUGUGGAAAAUAGACUGAAGUCUCUGAGAGUGAAACUCCUGCACAGAUACCCUGUCUGGUAGGAGGCAGGUGACCAUCCUCUCUCCCCUCCCCGCAGCAUCCCAUCACCUAGCCCCCACUCCCUGCUUUCUGGCUCCGGCCUGGCACCUCACAGAAGGGGCGCUGUUGGCCCCACAGCUUGAACUGCCAUCAUGCCCUUAACGGGCCAGCCAGCACCCAGCAGACGCAUAUGAGGCACCAUGACCGGGCCGAGCAUCCUCUUCCUGUGCCUUCCCGAGGCACCCAUCCUCCUGAGAUGAGAAGGGACUCAGUGGUCGUUUCACAUUGCUGCUGGCUGCGAGAGGGGCCUGGAGGAAGUGCACGGCGUUGGGGCCUAUUCUUUGUUUUUUUGGGGCUGGGGGUGGUGACAUUUUGAAGUUAGGAUCCAAUGGAGGCCUUCCCCUCUCCGGGUAACCAGCCAGAGAGGGCACCUCUCCAUGAGUCUCUGGUGUCCCCUGUGUCCUGUACAGAAGAAAAGCACUUGUGUGCCCAGGCUCCCAAAGGCAAAGGCUCCCUCCGCCUCAGACAGGCCUCCCCUCCCCUCUGCGUGCGGAGGCCCCUGGGGUUUUGUGGGGAGCCUCAGCUGAGCCAGAUCAUGGUCAGCAGGGGUGAGUCAGGACCCAGGAUGUAUUUUUAGCAUGUAGAGAGAGGGUGGGGUGUGGACGGAAGUGAAAUGUAAGUAUCUUCAGCUCUAGCCAAGGAUAAAAAAAAUAGCAUGAAUCACUUCCUGGAGCCGACCUGACCCAUGGGGAGCCCCGGCCUGGGGUGUUAUAGCAGCAUCUGUGUGGCUCCUGUGGCUUCACAGGGAGCCUGGGCCACCUGCACGUGACAAGUGACCCCCACAGCGGGGCUGCCUCUUCUGUGUGGCUGGAGACAUUAUUCCUGUGAGUCACAUCUCUUCUCUCAGUGGCACCCAGAGACCUGGCUUUGGGACAGAGCUCAAGUGUGCACCUACUUAGAAGCUGUGCGACCAUCCGUGAGCCAUCCCUGCCCCUUCGGCCCGUCGGACCAACAGUCCCUCCUAGUGUUGCUGAGAGUUCACCAGAGCAAGCCGCCUGAACGUCUCAGUGCUCAGAAAACACUGGUUUCCCCUUUUCAUGAUGAAAUGACCUUUGAACACUGUGUGCUUUGGUCCGGUUUACAGCAGAGCAAGGUUUGAAGACCUUGGGGUCAGGAAGUCGCUGAGCGCUGGGCACUGAUGGAGUCAGAGAGCAGCUGGCUGGGAGUUGGAACCCUCACACAGCUGGUGGCUUGAACAGUUGGCCACACGGCAUGGGCUGGAGCUGAGGUAUUCAAAACUUGGCUGGCUGGGCCGCAGAGGGCCUGGAAUGCCAGGCUGGGCACAGUGAGGGAAGGGGACCCUCCCUGGCGAGGGAGGAUGCCCAGUGGCUUCUCUUUCUUUCUUUGUUUUUUAAAGAUUUUUAUUUUUAAGUAAUCUCUGCACUCAACACAGGGAUAGAACCCAUAACCCUGAGAUUGGGAUCUGCAUGCUCCAGCGACCGAGCCAGCCGUGGCCCUCUUUCUUUAAUUUCCAGUGUGGUGAAAUUCACACAUUCUAAACAGAACUCUUCUAAAGCAUUCAAUUCAGUGACAUCUAGUACAUGCAUCAUAUUGUCCAACUGUCAUCAGGCCCAAAGGUAAUCCCGUUCCCAUGAAGCAGUAGCUCCCCCUGUGCCCCCCACGCGUCCCAUGCAGCUCCUUGCCUGGCUCCUGUCCCUGUGGAUUUGCCUAUUCUGGACACUUCGUAUAAACACAGUCAUGUGACUUUCUGCACACCCUUUUCCCUCAGCGUAGUGUGUUUCAGAUUUAUCCACAUUACCAAAUGGGUACCUCGGUCCUUUCCAUGGCUGAAUAUCAUCCCAUUGGGUGUGUGGACCACAUGCAGUUCCUUCAGCCUUGUGCUGGGCAUUUGGGUUAUUUCCACGCUUUCACUAUUGUGAGUGGUCCUGCAGCGAACUUUUGCAUACACGCUUUUGUUUCCAUACCCGUUUUCCAUGUUUUUAUGUGUAUUCCUUGGAGUGGAAUCACUAGGUCAUUUUAACUACGUUAGGAUUUUUGAGGAACCACUGAACUGUUCUCCACAGUGACUUCAACAUUUUACGUCAGUAACGUACUGGGAAUCCAGUUUCUACAUGUCCUCGCCAACAAUUGUUAGUGUCCUUUUUUUUAAGUCGGCCUUCUGAUGGGUAUAUUAAGUGGUGCCUCACUGUGAUUUUGACUUGCAUUUCCCUGGUGCAAGUUGGCUGGUAACGUUGAGCAUCUUUUCAUGUGCUCCUUGUCUGUCUUCUUUGUUCAAGUCCUUUGCCUAUUUUUUCAUUGGGUUGCUUGUCCCUGUGCUGUCGAGUUGUAGGAGCUCUUUCUUUAUUCCAGACACUAAACUCAUAUCAGAUAUUCCAUUUGCAAAUAUUUCCUUCCGUUCCGCAUGGUAUUUGGUAUCAUACACAAUAGAUCAUUGCCUAAUCCAACCCCAAUAAACACAUGAAAAGAUGCUUAACAUCCUUUGACAUCAGGAAAAUGAAAAUGAAAAGCAUAAUGAGUUGCCACUUCACACCCGUUAGAAUGGCUGUUCUCUAAAAACUACAAGCUAGUUUUGGUGAGGAUGUGAAGAAAUUAGAACUGUCGCGCGUUUUUCGACGGAAAUGAAAAAUGAUAGCAGUGAUGGUUACACAUUAUGAAUAUUCACUUAAAAAUGGUGAAAAUGAGGGCCUCCUGGGGGCUCAGUCUG